This is a messenger RNA of Penaeus vannamei (Pacific white shrimp), 749 nucleotides long. RefSeq lists its product as uncharacterized. The record is from RefSeq and is a predicted model, not a curated record. Lineage: Eukaryota; Metazoa; Arthropoda; Malacostraca; Decapoda; Penaeidae.
GCUCCUUCAGAGGAAACACCUGAAGUCGGAUAAACACUUGAAUAUCCUUGCAGUUCCUCAGCGCCGAUGAGGACGGACGCCUUCACGCUCCUCCUCCUUCUGGGCCUGGCGCUCCUGAGGCCGACGGAGGGGAAGGGCCUCGCGGGGGCCGUCCGGGAGGCGGCGGGGAGGACCAUCUUGUCGCAGGACGAAGCAGACAGUCUCCACGUGGUCAUCGCUCAGUUCUUCACCGGGGGCAGCCUGCUCACCGCCAUCUUCAUCGUCUUCAUGAGCAUGUUCAAGCCGUUCUACACCCUGUUCACUUCGAUCCCGAAACCAGGUGUCGUUCGCCAGCGUAGCGCCUUCGUCGGGAAUGCGCUGAGCGGUAUUGACCUGAUGGAUAUUGCCUUCGACAUGAUGGAUUUGGAGGACGUCGAGUGCAGGGAGCGUGCCGUGUGCGAGUUCCAGAAGACGGCUUCAGGGAUUCCAAUUUUAGGGGGAAUGGUGGAAAGCGCCAGUUCCUUGAUCACUGGCUUCGAGAAGUACAGAGAGGCCCAGGCAUCCGGAGCCGCUUUGGGAGACUGCAACGCCCUCUAUAAGUGUUUUCACUCCUCCAAGGGCUCUUCAGCAAGGAAGAGAAGGGAUGUUUUUCCUCCUUGGAUGAAAUUGUCCUGAAACAGCGGCGGAUCGUGGAAUUAUAUGUUAGUGGGUGACGUGUCAUCAGAUGAUGAGGCUGAAUUGAAUACAUGUCUUUUUUAUUGCAAAUGAAU